Messenger RNA from Cervus elaphus (red deer), 1126 nucleotides. RefSeq names its product nicotinamide N-methyltransferase-like. Lineage: Eukaryota; Metazoa; Chordata; Mammalia; Artiodactyla; Cervidae. The record is from RefSeq and is a predicted model, not a curated record. Gene Ontology annotation, cellular component: cytosol. The transcript has 3 exons. The coding region runs from base 54 to 653 and encodes 199 amino acids. Gene Ontology annotation, molecular function: N-methyltransferase activity.
CUUCAUCCCAGUGUUUGUUCUGAGGGCUGUGGGGAGGACAAAGUCUGAGCCUCAUGAAGAAGGGCUCAGCUAAUCUCAGGGAAUCAAACUGCCUGCUGCUCCUUCCUGGACAAAACUCACUGCUCUCCAUGGCUCAUCAGGAACCCAAGGGGCCUGAUGUCUACCAGGAGAAUUUUGAGCCCACAUGCUACCUGGACUAUUACAGGAUGAACCAGGAUCCCAUUGGUGAUGAAGUCCUCCAUUUCCUGCUAAAACACUACAACGCCACUUUUAAACCAGGUGGACUGGAAGGAAAACUCUUGAUUGACAUUGGCUCUGGGCCCACCAUCUACCAGUUCCUCUCUGCCUGUGAGUCUUUCCAAGAGAUCAUCGCCACUGACUACACAGACAAGAACCUCCAGGAGCUGGAGAAGUGGCUGAAGAAGAUGCCAGGGGCGUUUGACUGGUCUCCAGUGGUGAAAUACGUGUGUGAGCUUGAGGGGAACAGAGACAAGUGGGCCGAGAAGGAGGAGCGCGUAAGGAGAGCCAUCACACGGGUACUCAAGUGUGACGUCCUGAAAGAGAGGCCCCUGGAGCCCGCGGUCCUGCCGCCCGCCGACGGCCUCAUCUCCUCCCUGUGUCUCGAGUCUGCCUGCCCCACCCCGCAGGCCUGACGGGAUGCCCUGCGCCACCUCAGGACCCUGCUCCGGCCCGGGGGCCAUCUGGUGCUGAGCGGGAGCCUCGAGACCACCUUCUUCAUGGUGGGGGAUAAGAGGUUCCCGGCUCUGCCCCUGAACGAGAAAUUCCUGCGGGAGGCCCUGCAGGAGGCCGGCUUCAUCAUCAAGAAGCUGGAGAAGGUUGCUCGGGCCGCUGAGACCCACUUGGAUAACCGCAGUGACUACACAGGGCUGUUCUUCCUGGUGGCUCAGAGAGGGGACUAGAGGAGCGGGGGCGGGGGGCGGGCUUGGGGCCAUCCCUCUGCCAUCUCCUUCCUCUUCAUUUCGCCAGCUUCACUUCUAACACUUGCUGGCAAAUGAUCCCCAGGUCAAUCGGGAUGCUUCUCCCAGAGAGGUUUAUAAUGUAUUCCACUAAUGGCCCUGGGCUGGGAAAAAGAACUGGACCAGAGAAAUAAAGCUGUGUUUCCUUC